Molecule: messenger RNA, 1950 nt
Organism: Theileria annulata
Lineage: Eukaryota; Apicomplexa; Aconoidasida; Piroplasmida; Theileriidae
Exons: 3
Coding region: 1-1950 (649 amino acids)
Biological process (GO): protein phosphorylation; mitotic DNA damage checkpoint signaling
Cellular component (GO): cytoplasm; nucleus
Molecular function (GO): ATP binding; protein serine/threonine kinase activity
Source: RefSeq, a predicted model, not a curated record
AUGGUUGAAGGUCUUGAACCCAGAGAAAAUCCAAAUGUAGUUCCCUCACCAGUGAUUGAUGAGCUGAAGGGAACCUCAAGACCAACCAUCAAGAGAAAAACCAAUGUUAGAGGUGUUCUAUCAGAGAGCUUUAAGUAUCGUCAUAAUUUAAAUUUAUAUAGAGUAAAAAAGCACCAAAAACACGGACAUCCAAUCUUGCCAAAAGAUGUGAACCAAGCACAAAGUAACGCGGACUUUCAGCCAAACGUCCAGCACAUUGUAAUUUCGGACGAUGAUGAAAAGGAUAUGAACAAGGGCGAGAUGGAUGAACUAAAUGAAGAAACGGAUGUUCCACUGGAUCAAAACGAAGUGGAAAUGAGUUGUACACCUAAACCAAAUGCAGUAAACCAUUAUAUGUAUUCUUCUAAUUCCACAACCAAUACAAGCAAUGCAACAAAUAAUGCAGUACACAAUGAUAUUUUAAAUGUAGUUAAUAACAGUGUAACUGGAAUCACCAACUCUGGAGGUGGGACCAGAUUAGUUAAAAAGGAGAUAACAAAACUGGGCAGACUGGAGCUUCUUGGUAACAUUGAGAAUUACGUCCACGUAAAUUUCUCAAACUAUCGUCAGUUCUACGACCGAGUUGGCCCAAUAAGGCUCACAAGUCCUCUGAGCGAAGGACUUAAGAGCAACCACGUGGAUAUUAGCCUGUGGAAUGACCCGGGCACACAGCUUAUAUCCCAAAAUUCAUCGAAGAGGAAGGUCUAUAACAUCUAUUGGCUCCCAAAAAUCUUUUCAAACAUCGCUCUGAGAGCCGCAAUAAAACUUGUGGAGGACUGUAACAUAAGAGAUGGGAGGAGUAUAAAGAGGGAGAUUGAGUGUCACCUCUACAUGUACCAGAGGUUUCAAGCAUUCUCCAGGUCUAAGAACUCUUCAUCUUUGAUACUACAGGAUGACUGGCCAACUGUUGAGAUUCUAGGUUACUAUCUGGACAAGAAAGAUCCAGGGCAAUCAGUGUUGAUAUCUAGGAAAUUAACAGGUCCUGACUUCUUCUACAUCAUAAGGUCUGAGAAUAACAGUAACUUUGCAAAGAAAAUAACACCGAUCUACGAGUUUAACAAGCUGGAUUGGUGCAUUACAGCACUCAACAGGAUAGCACAGUUCGCGUCAGUGGGAAUACGCCACAACGACAUCAAGCCAGACAACAUAGUUCUCGACGUGUACUUUGACCAGGGCGUUAAGAAAGUUGAUGUUAAAGUUAUUGAUUUGGGGGCUGCGAGUAUGGAGAAUACGAAAGAGUUCACAGGAGGAACACCAUGGUACGAGUCGCCAGAGCAGAAGUUGUUGGAGUACUACACAAAAAAGAACAGAAAUAAUGAGAUGGCGAGCAAAGUUACCAUAGAUGUGAGUAGUGACGCCUGGGGAGCAGGCCUGUCAAUAGUAGAGGUUUUAACAGGAAAGAGAGUAGUGGAUUACAUCAAGCAGCCGUAUGGAAUAGGAUUGCUGAACUUCAAGGGAGUACCAACUGGAUCAAACCCAUUCACAGACUCCAAUGAUGAAAAUAUUGGAGUUAACUACUUGUGGUGGAACGUGGAUGAGUACUGGGAAGUGAGCCCUGAGUUGUGGGUACGGGAAGCUAAAAAGGUGCUUGGAUUAACCUGCACCAAAUGCAGCCCAGCCAACGGAGCAGAGUCCUAUGGUAACACAGGGGAACUCUACGAAAACAUACAAAUUAGCCAAAGAACUAAUUUCGAUAUGAGCACUGGGAGAGAAGAGUUUCAGGAGUUCUACUUUUGUAACAUUUGCAACUCAAGGUUCGAUGGGAACGUGAAGGAAAACAUCUGCAAGACAGUCGCAAGAUACGUGUUCAAUAGUCUGGUUGUUAUCGACCCGAAGAGGAGGAAAAAGGUCCAGGAAGUGUCAAACCAGCUGAGACUAUUUGUUACAAAAGCAAUAUCAUACUACUUGUAG